Messenger RNA from Misgurnus anguillicaudatus (oriental weatherfish), 1837 nucleotides. RefSeq names its product myogenic factor 5 (gene myf5). Lineage: Eukaryota; Metazoa; Chordata; Actinopteri; Cypriniformes; Cobitidae. Gene Ontology annotation, molecular function: RNA polymerase II cis-regulatory region sequence-specific DNA binding; protein dimerization activity; DNA-binding transcription factor activity, RNA polymerase II-specific. Gene Ontology annotation, biological process: muscle organ development; regulation of transcription by RNA polymerase II; positive regulation of myoblast differentiation. The record is from RefSeq and is a predicted model, not a curated record.
GACUUAAUCGUAAAGGAAAAUAAAACAGACAUCUAAAGAGUGUCCAUACCAAAAUGUUAAUUGAUGAUAAUUCCCUCAUGUAAUGAACAUCACCCAGCAAAGCUGUUGAGCUGAGUGAGAAACCACCCCUUCACACAGAUGUGGGAAACUCAGUAGGGUGUUGGGUUUGGGAGUUAGGGGGGUCACGAAGCCCUGCCUUGGCCAAUGGGCCACGGUCAUUAGGGCUGACCAAUGUGGGCCCCAGCCUCCACACAGGGCACUAUAAGAGGGGCUGGAUGGCAACAGAGAAACCACAUCACUCAAAGGUCGCCCCCUUACCACAGAGCUCAUACACGACCAACAAUGGACGUAUUCUCCACAUCCCAAAUCUUCUACGACAGCGCGUGCGCCUCGUCCCCAGAAACCUUGGAGUUUGGACUCGGAGGUGAGCUUACUGGAUCCGAGGAAGACGAGCACAUUCGGGCCCCCGGCGCACCGCACCAACCGGGCCACUGUUUGCAGUGGGCUUGCAAAGCGUGUAAGCGCAAGGCCAGCACCGUGGACCGCAGAAGAGCCGCCACCAUGCGGGAACGCCGCAGGCUGAAGAAGGUGAACCACGCUUUUGAGGCUCUACGCCGUUGCACCUCGGCCAACCCCAGCCAACGUCUUCCCAAAGUUGAGAUCCUGAGAAACGCCAUCCAGUACAUCGAAAGCCUCCAGGACCUGCUUAGGGAACAGGUGGAGAACUACUACAGCCUGCCUACGGAAAGCAGCUCCGAACCUUGCAGUCCCUCGUCCAGCUGUUCUGAGAGCAUGAUUGACUGCAACAGUCCUGUAUGGCCACAGAUGAAUCCAAACUUUGGAAACAAUUACAACUUUGAUGCACAACAUGUCGUUGCCGUAGACAGGACUCCCGCAGCAUCUAGUUUGCAGUGUUUGUCCAGUAUUGUAGACCGGCUGUCUUCGGUUGACGCAGGAGUCGCUGUGGGAAUGAGAAACGUGGUUGCUCUUUCUCCGACUGGUAGCGAUUCCCAGUCCAGUUCUCCAGACAGUCCUGACAACAGACCCGUCUACCACGUCCUGUGAAUGAGACACUCCAGCCGGUUUAGUUCGAGGACCACACAGUAACCUAUCCAGCUUAAUGAAUCCAAACUAUCCAUAAUGUUAACAUAUACAGACAGUAGAUCAUUUUUUUACUAUGUUAUCAUGGCUGACAAUGAUUUUAUUUAUCAGUAGUAAUCGCUAUGUACUAGUAAAUGCUGUUUACUUUUCUUUUUUUAAGCAUACUUUGUAUUGUUCAUUACCUACCCUCUGUUGUAAAUAAGAUUGUAUAUAAUGAAUUUAAAUUGACUGUUAUUGUAUGUAAUGUCAUGUGUAUCAUAUUUAAUGCAUAAAAUGUCUUUGCAGUAAUAAUAAAUCUCAAAAUGGUGGUAUUUAAUAUUCAUAGCAUUGUCGCUUUUUAGGAAUAAAAUGCUUAGGUUUUUUUUAGCAGAUCAGUGGAUCAACUUCACCCCGCCUGCAGCUUGCAGGACUCCAUCAAAUGCCAUUUGUCAGCUGCUAGAAAAUCACUGGAAAGAGCUGGUGGGAGUUGCAGAAAGAGAGUUGAUAGUGUGAUGAGUAGAUGUUUAAGAAAGAGAGAGAGGAAAUGAGCCUGUUUGUAUAAUGUAACAAAUGUUACACAUCAUUCACACCUUCUUAAUACCAUUGUCAUGAACAAAUGGCCACAUGCUGACACUUCAAGGUGCUGUUUGUGUGUUUGCAUGAGUGUGUAUGUGCGUGUGUGCCUUACAAAAAAAAACAUUUUAUACAAAAUCUACUGUAUUAUUUGCCUUAGUUUAGAUUUAUAACACAAGGAAUA